This is a messenger RNA of Spodoptera exigua (beet armyworm), 912 nucleotides long. The record is from the annotation of a GenBank genome assembly. NCBI's taxonomy places the organism in Eukaryota, Metazoa, Arthropoda, Insecta, Lepidoptera, Noctuidae.
AUGAUUCUCACUCGCAAAGCCCAUGCUCGCCAAGAGGAGUCUAAACUCAGCCUGGCUUUGAGCGAAUUGAAGGCAUCAAAGGAGUUGUGUGAUCGAUUGUUGGGGGAAAGGGAUGACAAUGAGAGGGAAUUCUUGCUUAUUUUGGACCAAAACAAGAAGCUGAAACGUGAAAUGGCUCUGUUAAAUAUUCAACACACAGAAGCCAUUGAGGCCCGGGAUAGGCUCCAAUUCGUUGUGGACGAAUUCAAGCAGUGUAGCGAGGAGUAUGAAACCACUUUAAAUGACAAAACGCUACUAAAACAACAGCUACAUGAGGCCAACAGUCAAAUUUCUGAACUAGAAAUAUUAAACUUAAACAUCACGGCCGGCUUGAAUAAUAGUUUAUUCAGUGAAUUGGUGUCAGCCCAAGCUUCUCAACUACAAUAUAGUGAUGUAAAUUUGGAUUUAAAUCCAUUAACUUCAAAUCAGACUACAGAUAAUGAUGCAUGUCACCCAGUGAAAUUUGUUAGUUCUAGUCAUAAGAAGCUUAAGAAAUACAUAAGAAUCAGUAAAUUUAUAACUAAAACAAACAGAUUAGUAAAGAGACAAAAGUUCUUCAUAAAAAAUGUAAAAUUAAAUAGAGAACGUUUCCAGCUUCUGAAACAACUUAGUUUAUACUCAUCAAAAUUAAAUCAAAGUGCUAGGAAAUAUGAAACUGAUACCCAGAGCCUGCAGUCAGAACUAGAACAAUUAACAUCAAAGUUAGAAAUAAUGUCUAAUAAAUAUAGUGCUUCAGAAAGGCAGAUGAGGGAAUACAUGUUGGCAAUGAAUGAGUUGGUAAGCUCGCAGGAGAAACAGUGUGAGAAGUGCACGCCUGAUGCUAUACUGCCUGCUCUUUCUCUGCCGGCAUUGAUGAGAUUGGAAAGAACUUAG